UUUGAGCGGGAGGUGAUGGUAGAUCAUAAGGUCCCUUUGCAGGCCGGGCCCGACUGUCUCUUUAAUCCAACUUGUCCUCUGCUUGAUAGCUUCUUUGAAAGGAGCCAUGGUCACAUUAUAGACUUAAAUUCUGCAAGCCAUCAGAGUGAGGAGGAAAUGACCCAGCUGAGCGUCCGCCGCUGGACGCCCAAACACGUCGCCAAGUGGCUGAGGGAAGAGGGCUUUUGUGACUAUGUGGACCUGCUGUGCAACAAGCACCGGCUGGACGGCACCAGCCUGCUCGCCCUCAGCGAGUACGACCUCCGCUCGCCUCCUCUGGAGCUCAAGGUGCUGGGGGACAUCAAGCGGCUGAUGGUGUCCAUCCGCAAACUACAGAAACAGAACAUUGAUGUGUUGGAGGAGCUGGGUCUUCCCUUCGAUGGCCACUCUCCGACAGGCUCCGGAGGCAGUUUGGACUGGCUGUGCAAUGGAGACCCAGGCAGAGACUGUGACAGCACUGACACGGCGCCAGUUGGAGAGGAGUAUCACCAGUACACUAAUGGGAAGUACAAGCAGCAGACGAGGCGCCUGGAUCCGGAGUACUGGAAGACGGCUCUUAGCGCCAUCUAUGUGGUGUUUGUGUUCGGGUUCACGUCAUUUGUCAUGGUCAUAGUGCACGAGAGGGUGCCUGACAUGCGCACAUACCCUCCACUGCCAGAUAUUUUCCUAGACAGCGUGCCUAGAAUACCUUGGGCCUUUGCGAUGGCUGAAGCAUGUGGAGUGAUCCUCUGUAAUGUCUGGUUGCUGGUUCUGCUGCUCCAUAAACACAGGUCUAUCCUUUUACGGCGCAUGUGCAGCCUCAUGGGGACGGUGUUCAUGCUGCGCUGCAUCACCAUGUUUGUCACCUCCCUGUCUGUGCCGGGACAGCACCUGCAAUGCUCAGGAAAGAUGUACGGUGACAUGUGGGCCAAACUGAAGAGAGCCGUGGCCAUCUGGAGCGGUUUUGGGAUGACCCUGACAGGAGUGCAUACAUGUGGUGACUACAUGUUCAGCGGCCACACGGUGGUCAUUACCUUGCUCAACUUCUUUGUCACAGAGUACACCCCAAGAAGCUGGAACUUCAUUCACACGUUGUCCUGGGUCCUGAAUCUCUUCGGCAUCUUCUUCAUCUUGGCUGCGCACGAACACUACUCCAUCGACGUCUUCAUAGCGUUCUACAUCACUACCAGACUCUUCCUGUACUACCACACUCUAGCCAACACCCGGGCCUACCAGCAGAGUCGACGAGCUCGCAUCUGGUUCCCCAUGUUCUCCUUCUUUGAGUGCAAUGUCAACGGGCCCGUCCCCAACGAGUACUGCUGGCCCUUCUUGAGACCUGCAGUAAUGAGGAGGCUUAUUGGAUAAUCAACAGCAGCGGCGGCGGUACUGUCAGACACUUCUUAGCCUGUGCUGUUUAGUCUGCUUUGUCAAGUUGCCAACCGAGGCGGUGUGCGAUAUCUUCAUCAACAAAAACAGCUGUUGUGAUCCUGUUAGCACUGAGGCCUGAUGGGAUAGACGGAGCCAUAACUUCUUAUAUACCGGGACUUAUCUUCAAACCUGCCUCCCCUGUCACCACUUUUAGGCGGAUUAAACAAAAUCCACAAAACCUCACAGUUUCUUAAAAGCCCCAUCAACAGUGUUAGCUUGGUUUUGCAAAGCGAACACAGUGGAGAUAUGUCUCAUUUAUUCAGUUGCUUAUUUUUCCUCUAAAGGGAAGUCAUUUCAUGUAGCAUGAACUGCUUUUAUCAGCACCUCCCAACCUAAAGGGAUGGCUCAAUUUUUUUGAAGUUGGGUUGUAUAAGGUACUUAUCUACAGUCAGUAUGUUACCUAAAGGAGAUGACAGUCUGCACAUUAGCAGUUUAGAAAAUCAGGCAGGAGUAACAGUACAGAAGCUUAGCGAUGCACUGCUGUGGGAGAGGGCUGCGGAAAAAUGUAACCUAAAAAAAGCCAACAUGCAAAGAUUAGUUAAAGUGUACGCUAUAUUCUGAAUAUUUUCUAGGGCUGUUCUUGACUCUGAAUUAUGUCAGUGAAAUUAGAUUUUGACGUUAUGUACAAAUAUUUGAUGAUUUUGUUUUUCCAUGUAAGUUAUAAAGUUUAAUCAGGGCUCAGCAGGACGUUCAGUGUGGCAGCGGUUUCUGACUGAUUCGAAUCUCUGACUUUUAUCGCUGUAACUUGCCGUCAGCCCUUUCCAGCAGGGAACUAAAGCUGUUUGAUCGAACUCUUAAAACCCACCAGACAAAAAUAAUAAUUUUACCAUGCAGAACGCAGGAGUUGCUGGGCCACCUCUGCCUCGAUUGGUUAUUUAUUUUGUGUUAUUUGGUGACUUUAGUGUUUUAUUUCAGCCUCACCAAAGUCACACGAAAACGCAAACUAACGAACUGACCAGCAACUCCUGUGUUCUGCAAGGUAUAAUUACUGUUUUUGUUGAAGGUGUCUGGAGACUUUGAAGAGAGCGAAUUAAUGGCUUUAGUUCCUCGUUGUAAUGGGCUGAUGGGAAGGUAAAGUCGUGGAAAUAUUCUAAAUAUCGCGUACACUUAAAACCACAAUAUGUAGCAAUUCAGUUCUGUGCGCUUCGGCGCCAACAGAAGGUCCUUUCUUUUAUUUCUUGCAGUUCUUUCUUUACGUUUAACUGGAGUGCUCUGUGAGAAUUAGAUGCCAUUCUCUCUGUUAAAAGUCGGUGUACUAUCAGAUCAACUUUGAGACUGCUAUUUUAAGGCAGAAAAGCUAUAUAAUAUUGCUAUAAGCUAAUAUUGAUUUUUGGAGGUGGCCAAAAUAUGUUUUGCUGCGGCCCCCAUCCAUAGCAAUGCAUUGCUUAUCUUCAGUGGCGAUACUGCUGCCUGCUUCUCCAAACUGGGGGUGCGCUGACCGCCGUCUACUGUAUAAAUACUUUAUACAACCCUACUUCAAAAACCUUUUUCUUUUGAAAAUAUUUAGUUGGCACAUGAUAAAAAGAAACCACAUUAAAAAAAUCUCAGGCAGCAGUGUAACUAACCCUUCACAGCAGUUAACCAUUUUCUGUGCAAUUUAAAUACAUGAUCAUUUUAAAGAUUACUGACUGAAAGUUUUGUCUUACCUCCCACUUUGUAAUUUAUCAAAGCUCUACGGACCACUGUUAAAGCAAUAUGUAAAGAUCUAUGCUACAUUUGCUUUUUUUCUUGUACAGCAAAAUGUAUUGAGAAACAGAUGUCACUUUUUUGCCAUUGAGAGUCUUUUCAUUCCUUGAAAUUAUGUUUUGACGAUGUUACUAAAUAUUAACAGAUUAAUUCAUGGCUCUUGAAAAGAUGUAUGAUAAUGUCAUUAUCAGCCAAAAACAAGGAAUCAAAGAUUUAUUUCCAGCUGUCUUAAAUAUAAUUCCAGUUGCCAAUUACCUUGAGUGUUAUGAUAGUUUUCUCUGUGUAGAAAUGUCCCAAAUCUUUCAUGUUUACUGUUGGAUAGUUGUAUAAUGUCUUUUUUGAAAUAAUCAUACAGUGUAAAUGAUAAUAAUCCUUUGACAUUAACCUGUAGUAAUAGUUCUUCAAAAAUAUCCUCAAAUUUGUAUGUAUUUGUUUAUAUUAAUUUAUUUCAUUUUGUAACAGUCAAUAGGUAUUUUUAUAUUUCAUAUACAAUGUUACGGCAACAUGCACAUGGAGAAAUAUGUUUACAGUUGCUCUGAACUAUUUAUUUGAAACACAAUGUGCUUUUUAAGUGUAAUGUUGAUUUCAGAUUGGCCUCUACGUUUCAUCGAGUGAAAUUGUUUUAAGAGAGAUGUUGUAAUUGAUGUGGCCGUUACAGCAUGUUGGAGACGUUUGUUUUUCUAAAUGGAGUUGACAGUCGACGACACAUCCGUUCAUCGAGGAGUGAUGCUGUUGUGUUCAUUUGCUCAUGCGAAGCCACGUUACUUGUUUCAUGUCUCGUUCAGUCAUUUCCAUUAUUAAAGAGCUGAAAUCAAA
Molecule: messenger RNA, 3948 nt
Organism: Plectropomus leopardus (leopard coralgrouper)
Lineage: Eukaryota; Metazoa; Chordata; Actinopteri; Perciformes; Serranidae
Source: RefSeq, a predicted model, not a curated record